AUGGGACAACAAUGGAAACCAAGAGGCUAUCAGAAGCUGGCGGAUCUCAUGGGCUCGCAUAAGGAUGUAGCAAUAUUUCGCAGAUUUCCCGCGCUUACAAUGUUGAUUCUGCUAAAGCUUCAAGCGGAGUUAAUCGAUGUUGAGCUUCGGCUUCGGAAAGCUUGCCAGGACGACGAAUUGACCAGUAAUGCUACGGCGAAGCUGUAUUCAGUGAAUUUCCACACUCUUCAUCAUGCCGGACAGUGCAGCUCUCAGUUCGGACUCCUGAUGGAAUGCCAAGAGAAACUGCAGGUUUAUCAUGCGUGGCUAUUGCAGGCUACUAGUGUGGCACAGUUGAAAGCUCCUGGAAAACUUGAUCUUCAAUUUCUCCAAGAUUGGCUAGAGGAUGAGGAAGGAGGAGCCCAUUUUCUACAAGGAGAUGAGCAAACAACCUGGAAUAAAACCAACCUCCGAGACUUUGUAACUCUGAUUGACGAAGAAGCGCGUGGCUUGAAUACCCGAAAACCUUAUGCCUACCUGAUAGACUGGUAUCAGCGAAUAUGGAGGGGAUAUAGGAGUGUGAAGCACGAAGAGAAAGCUACAAGAACCACUGUGAUGAACAAGCUGCAGCACGCACGGACCAUUUACGCGAAGAACCCGCUGGUCUUCAACUAUGCCGAAUCGAAAAGUGGCGAAAUUGUCUCACAGCUUGCCGUUACGGUCGUCGUAUCUGUGUUUUCAGCGCUCACCAUUCCAUGGCUGUAUCAUGUCAACAGGAUUGUUGAGCGCAUUGGUAUCACCAUUGGCCUAACCGCCCUCUUGGGAAUCAUCCUGCGAGUCACCACAAAUGCGACUGUGAAAGGGAUUUUUGGUGUGACUGUGGCGCUCGCCACAGUCGAAAUGGUUUUCAUUUGGAGCACAACCUGA
Molecule: messenger RNA, 906 nt
Organism: Exophiala bonariae
Lineage: Eukaryota; Fungi; Ascomycota; Eurotiomycetes; Chaetothyriales; Herpotrichiellaceae
Exons: 3
Coding region: 1-906 (301 amino acids)
Source: RefSeq, a predicted model, not a curated record